Molecule: messenger RNA, 1044 nt
Organism: Nicotiana tabacum (common tobacco)
Lineage: Eukaryota; Viridiplantae; Streptophyta; Magnoliopsida; Solanales; Solanaceae
Source: RefSeq, a predicted model, not a curated record
AUGGGAUGGAUUGAGUCUAUGUUUGAGCAAAUGAUGAAGAAGAACGCCGACUCUGAUGCCGAACUGGCAUCCCAUAAUACUUCUAUCCGCAAUCUAGAGGUCCAACUUGGUCAGAUUUCGCAAGCUUUGAACACUCGCCCUAAGAAGGCACUACCUAGUGACAUGGUAGUAAACCCGAAGGGUGGUAACAAUACCGGCCAUGCAAUGGCUGUGACCACAAGGAGUGGUAGAGGUGGUGAAGCAAGUACCUCCAAGCAAAAGGAAGUUGUAAGUGAUGACGUUGAAGUGCAAAAUGAAGAUGAUCCUAUAAUUAUUGAGCAAGUGAGUGAAGAGAAGUUGGAUGGUGAGGCGAGAAUUGAUAUUCAUGACAAUGAGAAGGAGACUCGAAAUGAUGUGAACCCGUCUAGGGAACACGUGAUAGACAUACCGGAAACAGUAAUGCCUAAUGUCAAGGCCCCUUUGCCAAGGCCUUCUCCACCUUACCCUCAAAAACUUGCAAAGCAGAAGAAUGAAAACCAACUCAAGAAGUUUAUUGAGAUGAUGAAACGUUUGUCGAUCAAUAUACCCUUGACCAUCAAAAUGAGUCAUCAAAUGAGUGCCAUUGUGAACUCGAUGGCAACAAAGCUUGAAAAUCCCAAUGCAUAUUCCAUUCCAUGUACCAUUGGGAGUGCGGGUUUUGCAAAGGCCUUGUGUGAUUUGGGAGCAAGUAUAAAUUUGAUGCCUUACUCCGUAUUCAAAACGUUGGGUAUUGGUCAACUGAGAGCUACUUCAAUGAGAUUGCAAAUGGCGGAUAGAAUAAUGAAGAGGCUGUUUGGUAUUAUUGAUGAUGUUAUUGUCCGAGUUGACAAGUUUAUUUUGCCUACGGAUUUUAUGAUUCUCGACUGUGAAGUCAACUAUGAGGUGCCAAUAAUAUUGGGAAGGCCUUUCCUUGCAACAGGGAAGGCAUUGGUUGAUGUGGAAGCAGGAGAACGUAGUUUGACCUUACCAAUGAUCCCUGGUAAAGCUAAGUUUAUUUUAUUUAUGACUGAUUAUUUUUCUAAGUAG